UAAUAUGAUAGAGUGGGUUGUCAUGAAUGUUACUUGACAUGAUUGGUUUGUCAUGCUUGGAUAUUUUUAUAUGUAGCCUGUGCUAAAAGAAGGUUGAAGAGUUUAUAGGCGGGCUUUGGAGAAGGCCCCGACCCUAAUAGUAUAAAAUUUUCUCCCCCUCCUCGUUCUGUCUUUGUUCUUGAAAAAAUAAUAAGGAGAGUUAUAUCUGAUAUCAAGAAGAGAGGACAUCAUGUGGAUAACGCGCGCUCUAAAUCCCGCUUUGACAUGCAAAUUAGCGAAGGUUUUAAACAGAUUUGGAGGGCCACUUCCGACGCCUGGAAGCUGCUCUUUGUUUGCUUCGCGGUCUGCAUCUUCUUUCCAGCAUGCAUGCACGCAUGACCCCGAGAGUAAUAGGAGUGAUGAAGACAAUGCUGAUAUCAAUUGGGAUGACCUUGGAUUUGGUCUUGUUCCAACUGACUACAUGUAUGUCAUGAAAUGUUCCCAAGAUGACACAUUUUCAUAUGGAGAAGUCAACCGAUAUGGGAACCUUGAGCUGAGCCCAUCUUCUGGAGUCCUAAAUUAUGGACAGGGUCUCUUUGAAGGUCUAAAAGCAUACAGGAAAGGAGAUGGUUGUGGUUUCUUGCUCUUCAGGCCAGAGGAGAAUGCACGGCGAAUGCAGAUGGGAGCUAAGAGGAUGUGCAUGCCAUCUCCAUCUGUUGAUCAAUUUGUUAAUGCAGUGAAGCAAACAGUAUUGGCGAACAAGCGCUGGGUUCCACCCCAGGGAAAAGGGUCCCUCUAUCUCAGGCCUCUGCUCAUGGGGAGUGGGCCUGUAUUGGGCUUGGCUCCAGCGCCUGAGUACAUGUUCUUAGUUUAUGCUUCACCUGUGGGAACUUAUUUCAAGGAGGGUUUGGCUCCAAUAAACUUAAUCAUAGACGAUGAAAUCCAUCGUGCCACUCCUGGUGGGACUGGUGGUGUGAAAACAAUUACCAAUUAUGGUCCGGUUUUGAAGGCGCAGGUACGGGCUAAGUCAAACGGAUUUACAGAUGUUCUAUUUCUUGAUUCUACGGAGAAAAGAUAUUUGGAGGAGGCCUCUUCUUGCAAUCUAUUCAUUGUGAAGGAUAAUGUCAUCUCAACGCCGAUUACAAGGGGAACCAUUCUUGCUGGGAUCACACGCAAGAGCAUCAUGGAAAUUGCUGGGGAUUAUGGCUACAAGGUUGAGGAACGACUCGUAUCUGUUGAGGAUCUGACAGCUGCAGAUGAAGUAUUUUGCACAGGAACUGCUGUGGUUGUUGCUCCUGUAGGCAGCAUCACUUAUCAAGGCCAAAGGUAUGCAUAUAAAACUGGAAUUGAAACGGUGUCUCAGCAGCUAUACAGUGCCCUUACAGCCAUCCAGAUGGGCCUUGUGAAAGAUAAGAAAAGUUGGACAGUUGAAAUUGAACAUCAACCCAUAUAAAACAAGCAUUGAGUUGUAUAUAUGCAUCUAUCAGUUUGCAGCCAUACUCAGAAUAUAAAUUGCUCUCUAUCCAUCUCUUCCCCUCAGUUUGGAGAACAAAUAAAAUGCAUCCAUUGUUAGAAUUUAUACGCCGAUACCUGCAAGUGUUGAGUAUUGAAAACAAAUAUUCCUGCUUAACUUAUAUGAUAAUGAUUUUUAUUACCAA
This is a messenger RNA of Phoenix dactylifera (date palm), 1637 nucleotides long. The record is from RefSeq and is a predicted model, not a curated record. NCBI's taxonomy places the organism in Eukaryota, Viridiplantae, Streptophyta, Magnoliopsida, Arecales, Arecaceae.